AUGGUACGUCAAUUCUUUCCCCCGCGCGCGCAUGCCGGCGAGGAUGACACUGCACCUGUCAUCCGCGCGCAACAUUCUUCGUCGCGCAACAUCACCGCACCGUCGACGCGCCGAAACUCUAUUCCCUCACCCCGCACAUCGCACGCCUCUCAAGCAGCAGCAGCAGCAGGAGGAGGAGGAGGUGGUGGUAGUAUCCUCGAUAACCGCCCCAACACACCACUCAAACCCAUCCCCUCAACCCAACGCUCCCGUCUCCCCAACACCCUCGCCCCAACUGCCACUACUUCAAAGCGCGUGAAACCCCUGACGCAGCCCACGACGCCCGUAUGGACGCGCUCGCGCCUCGACAAGGAACGCGGCGAUUGGUGGGACACGCAAGUUACAGGCUCCCAGGAGAUAUGGGGUGCGAUACGUCUGGCAGCACAGUAUCUGCAAAAAGGGGAAUUGCAACAAGCGCAGACGCUGUUGGAUGUUACAGGGUGUACAUGUCCGACGGGCGUGCUUUGGAGGGGCGUGUAUGAUGUCACGGGUGUGCAAUAUAAGGUUCCGGAGUGGGUUGUUGUGGAGCCUGAGGGGGUGGGUGAGGAUAUAGGUGGAGAUGGAGAUAGUGGAGUGGCGGGUGCUGGUGGUGAGGAAGAAGAUGAAGAGGGUGCUGGCGGUGAGGAAGUUAGCGUGAGGGUGAGGACGAGUCAUGAUCAAAAAGAUGUUUCUCUAGCGAUUAGAAAGAGAGACCUCGUGGGCACUAUUGUGGACAGGUUGAAAAAGGAGGCCAAGCUCGACUCCUCUUUCAAAGUCAGACUCGUCUACAGCGGUCGCGUGUACCACGACUACGAGACGCUGGACGCGGUUCCCCGCUGGAACUUUGACCAGGACUUUGUCCUUACCGCACUUGUGUCGGCCAUUUAA
Molecule: messenger RNA, 906 nt
Organism: Pyrenophora tritici-repentis Pt-1C-BFP
Lineage: Eukaryota; Fungi; Ascomycota; Dothideomycetes; Pleosporales; Pleosporaceae
Source: RefSeq, a predicted model, not a curated record